Onychostruthus taczanowskii (white-rumped snowfinch) is the source of this 1410-nucleotide messenger RNA. It is a transcript of the gene CHGA, whose product is annotated as chromogranin A. Gene Ontology annotation, biological process: negative regulation of catecholamine secretion; negative regulation of insulin secretion; defense response to bacterium. The transcript has 8 exons. Lineage: Eukaryota; Metazoa; Chordata; Aves; Passeriformes; Passeridae. Gene Ontology annotation, cellular component: chromaffin granule. The record is from RefSeq and is a predicted model, not a curated record. Bases 1 to 1410 code for a protein of 469 amino acids.
AUGAGCCGGCCAGAACUGCUCGCCGUCCUGCUCCUGGCCGUGCCGGCCGUCUCCCUUCCUGUGACAAAUGACAUGAAUAAAGGCGACACUAAGGUGAUGAAGUGCAUUGUAGAGGUCAUCUCUGAUACUUUAUCUAAGCCAAACCCCCUGCCGAUCAGUGAGGAAUGCCUAGAAACUCUCCGAGGAGAUGAGCGAAUUAUUUCUAUCCUUCGCCACCAAAAUUUAUUGAAGGAACUUCAGGAAAUUGCUGCACAAGGUGCCAAUGAGAGAACUCAGCAGCAGAAGAAAAAUAGCGGCUUUGAAGAUGAACUUUCCGAAGUCCUUGAAAGUCAGAACAACAAGAACAAGCAGAGAGAUGCUGCAGAGGAGCACCCUGAAGAUGAGCAGCCCACAGGGUCCCUAGCUGAGCUGGCAGCAGAGAAGGCCCAGCAAAAUGAAGACUCAAGAGAGGAGAAAAAAAGCCUGGAGGAGAGGGAACCCAGGCCAUGGGAUACCAACCCUGUUGAGAAAGAGGACCGGGAGGAAGCUCAGAGCAAUGACAUCAGGGAUACAGAGGACACCCAUCGAAACAAAGUUUUGGACAACCACAUUGGCAAAAAUUUCAGUGAGGAUGAGCAGCAGCAAGGGGAUGAAGAGGAAGAGCUCAGAGGCUCCAGGGACAGCCUGGAGCUUGAGGAUGAGGGAGAAGAGCCAUCCAGGCAGGGUCAGAAGCACAGCAAGGAGGUAGCAGGGGAGCGUGUGGAGCGGGAGGAUGAUGGAGAUGAAGCUGCAGAGGAGGACCCUACUGAAGCAGAGAGGUCACUCGAUUUGGCUGAGGAGGACGAGGAGGCUGAGGAGAUGCAGGGAGGUGACAAUAACGAUGAUGAGCUGGGAUUUGGAAAAGAUGUGCAGAGCUCUGAAGAGGAGGAGGAAGAGGAGGAGGAAGAGCAGCCCCGGGCACUGAGAGGAGGAAGGCAUCGCCUGGAGGAUGAGGAGAUGCAGGGAGAAGAGGACACCUUUCAGCCCAGGGAUGCCAAAAGUGAUGAGAUGGAGGAGGAGUCCUCCAGGGAGUGGGAAGACACCAAGAGGUGGAACAAAAUGGAUGAGCUGGCCAAGCAGCUGACAUCAAAGAAGCGCACGGAGGAAAAUGAUAGUGAGGAAGACCCAGACAGGUCCAUGAAAAAGACAUUUAGGUCCCGCAAGUAUGCCCUCAGUAGUCCAGAGGAAGAUGUGAGAAGGUCAUGGAAGCAUCACUCAAAGGAAGACAGCAGUGAAGGAGGCUUUCCACUUGCUCCCAUGCCUGAAGAAAAGAAGGAUGAGGAAGGCAGUGCUAACAGGAGAACAGAGGACCAGGAGCUGGAGAGCCUGGCCGCCAUCGAGGCCGAGCUGGAGCGCGUCGCCCACAAGCUGCACGAGCUGAGGCGAGGCUGA